This is a messenger RNA of Schistosoma guineensis, 2409 nucleotides long. Lineage: Eukaryota; Metazoa; Platyhelminthes; Trematoda; Strigeidida; Schistosomatidae. The record is from the annotation of a GenBank genome assembly.
AUGUCAUCUGUUUCUUCAUUUUUCAACUUUCUUCUUGCCUUAUUAGUUACUGUCUGUUCUGAAAACGAAUGGCAUAUUGCUGUGAUAUACGAUGAUGUAUUCGAUCAAGUAAAUUAUAAUCUAACUGAUUUGUUCCUGGCACUGGAACCAACUCUUGAACACUAUGCUGAUAUUUCUACAAGAAAUUCUACUUUACCUACAUCCCAAAAAUUCAAAUUUACUAUUGAGAAGUUUUUUAUUAACCAAUUGUGCAGCCUCAUAAGCCAGGGUGUACAUUUAGUUCUCAGUUUGACAGCAUGUUCAACAGCUGAAUAUUUGGAAAGUGAGGCAUAUCGUUAUCACCUACCUCAUGUUGCCAUACCAAGACCUGCAUGCGAAGAGAAACAGACAACAAAGGUUACAGAAACAACAACUAUAUGGAUUCAAACAGAUCCUUUUCGGAUGGCCAAGGCUUUUUUGGAGAUCAGUGAAAUGGAACGAGCUUCACAUGCACUUAUCUUAGCCGAUGGACUUACUGCUAUUAUCCCAGAGAUAUAUGACCUCACAUUGCGGAGGAAAAUUGAAAAUAAGAGAUUCUACACUGAUUUCUCAACGCAAUUAUUUUCAUCAAACAAAUGCAUAAAUUCAUUCAGCUCGUUUAGUGAAAUAACAUUAGAUCAGCUUAUUGAAACAUUGAUGGAAAAUAGACCAAAGAUUACCAUCACAAAAUCGUAUUUAACGCAUAUAUUCCUGAUUCAUACAAAACCUUAUCAUUUAGAUUAUUUUAGAAAAGUUUUUGAGAAAUCUAACAUUACAAAGGACUACUAUUGGAUUUUUGAUGAAAUUCCUGAUGUGCCUAUUAGAGAUCUAUUAAAUCUUAUUGCUUCAUCAAGUGUUACUAAAAUGAAAGUGGGAUUUUUUCGACAGUUUCCUGUGUUAAAUUUUAACGAUCUGUCAAAACAUGAAUUGCAAAAGGGCACUCAGUUAUUGAUUAAAUCUGCAUUGCAUGGAGAAACGCAUAGUUUCCCUGAACGUGUAACUAUUGCAGCUUAUAUGAUAAUGAUUAGCAGUCAGAUAGCAACCUUUAUAAAAUCAUUUAACAGUUCAUACUUGAACCGUAGUGGUAUAAGUUGCCAUCAAAUCAACCCAAUUGUGGACGACUUUGGUGGUAGGCUGUUUUAUAACUUUCUCAGUCAUAGGUCUGGGACUAAAGUCUGGAAAUCUUUAUGGUUUUACUCACUCGAAACGUUUGAUGAUGCAAUGAAAAAUUUUAUAUCCACUGCUCAUUACACUCCUGAUGACAAUAUGAAACUUACAAGUAAAGGAAUGAAAAUUAAGCAAAGAAGCUUGGAAAGUGGUCUAUUUUCAACUGUCUUUCAGUCAUUUAAUAACAAAAUUCUUCGAAUAUCAACAAUUCUCGAUCCUCCAUUUGUUGUGACUGGUCAAGUAAUUGAAAACGGAGAAAUAAUCAACGCUUCAGGAUUUGCAAUUGAUAUACUAAAUGAAUUGGCUAUGCAUUUCAAUUUUAGAUAUCGCCUUUUCUUACCACAGAACGGUACGUAUGGCUCACUGGAUGAAAAAGGAGAUUGGGAUGGCAUGAUGGGUGAAUUGGUAAAUGGACGAGUUGAUAUGAUAGCUGCUGGUUUGACAAUCAAUCCAAGAAGAUCGAAUUAUGUGGAAUUUAUUGGUCCGAUUGUUGAAGAUACAGUUGGAAUACUUGUAAAACCAUCAACAGCAAAUUAUCUUUUCUUUCAAAUGUUUCAUCUAUUUCAAAUUAAUGUUUGGAUAGCAAUUACUAGUUCAGUGGUUAUUCUUGGAACAACAGUUUGGUUAUUCAAUAGGUAUAGUCCAUUCAGUGGAUGGAAUUUACAACUUCCAGAAGCUAACUCAAAUGAGGUAUCUCUUUCCUACAAUAUAUGGAUUUCACUACGUUGUAUGCUUCUACAAGGACAAGAAGGCAGAUUAUUCUGUUUUUCGUCACGCACUUUGUGCUUAAUGUAUUGGUUUAUGAUUUUAGUUGUACACGCUAUAUGGCAGGCUGAUUUAACAGCAUUUCUAACAAAAAACAAUCUUGAGCUUCCAAUUAGUUCGUUAAAGGACUUGGCACACAAUGAUAAGAUUAUAGUAUUAACUAUGAAAGGAACUAGUACUUACAAUAUGUUUCAGGUCUCAGUAAAUAAUACAUUUUAUGAAUCCAUAUAUAGAAAGCUGGUUGCAAAUCCUGUUAGUGUAUAUAGUACAGACGAAGCAGUGAAGCUGGUGAUAAAGUUUAAUAAUUAUGUCUAUAUAACUGAAAGAUUAUUUCUUAUGAGUGUACUGCAAUCAGAGGAAUGUUCAAAUCUGGAAGUGAUAGAAGAGCCUGGGAUUGUAGCUGCUCUUGGAUUCGCUGUGCAACUUGGAAAAGAGUAUGCAAAACCUAUGUCAUCUUAG